AUGCAGGGAGUGUGGGUUCGUGAGGUUUUAACGUUUGGUCCUUUUCUUCUAUGCUCAGGGUUGUGUCUGGGGCAGGUGACACAAGCUCAGAACGGCCCACUGCCCAAGCCCUCCCUCCAGGCCCAGCCCAGCCCCCUUGUGCCCCUGAAGAAGCCGGUGACAAUCCGCUGCCUGGGGCCUCCGGGUGUGGACGUGUACCGCCUGGAGAAACUGAGAACCCGAAAGUACAUGGACCAGGCCAUCCACUUCAUUCCGGCCAUGAGAACAGACGACGCUGGACGCUACCGCUGCUCCUACCAGAAUGGGACCCGCUGGUCACCCCCCAGUGAGCAGCUGGAGCUGAUUGCCACUGGAGUUUUCAGCAAGCCCUCGCUCUCAGCCCAGCCAAGCCCGGCAGUGUCCUCAGGAGGGGACGUGACCCUGCAGUGUCAGAGCCAAUAUGGCUUUGACCAAUUUGCUCUGCACAAGGAGGGGGACACUGGGCCCUACAAAGGACCGGAGAGGUGGUACCGGGCCGAUUUCCCCAUCGUCACGGUGACUGCUGCCCACAGCGGAACCUACCGAUGCUAUAGCUAUUCCAGCGGAUCCCCAUACCUGUGGUCGGCCCCGAGCGACCCCCUGGAGCUUGUGGUCACAGGGACCUCUGUGACCUCAGGCCACUUACCCAAAAAACCACCUUCCUCCAUCACAGAAUUCCCAGAAGCCUCCAGAAAACUGAACAUCUUACUCAGGAACAAAGUCUCCACAACCAAGCCUUCUAGGAAUAUCACCGUCUUUCCAGAUGGGUCAGGCACUCCAGCUGGUCUUGCCCACCAGAACUACACUAAGGGCAAUCUGGUCCGGAUAUGCCUUGGGGCAGUGAUUCUAAUACUCCUGGUGGGACUUCUGGCAGAAGAUUGGCACAGCCGAAGGAAACCCCCGAUGCGCUGGGUCAGAGCUGUCCACAGGCCACUCCCACCCCUCCCGCAGACCCAGAAAUCACGUGGUUGUCAGGAUGGGGGUCGACCAGAUGGUCAAAAGCACGGGUGCCACCAUCAGAAUCCCAAGGCUUAAGGGAUAGGUCGUGGGAGUGGAGAGGGGACUUGUGUGGAGUGUGAGAGUGAGAGGCUAGAGACUACAGCUGUGGAAAAGGAGGGCCAGGGCCUCUUCUUGGUGCUCCAUCAAGGAGCUGUUGAAUCAGUGUCUGUUUGGCGCUCUGCCCAAGGACUCCUUUUGUUUGGGAUGGAAGGAAUCUAGUGGAUGUCAAAGUCUCCACAUUGAUAUCUUGCACAUUGUGAAUUUUAUGGCGCCCUAACUGGGCCAUCAUACUUACCUCUUUCUUCAACCUUCUCUAAUAAUAAUAACCUUCUAGAUUGACCUCUCAUAUUCCCAACUCUCACAGCUGACCCUGUUCUAUCCUCUGCACAAAACCUUCCCACAUUUCCCCCUUGCCCACCUGUGCUCUUUUCUGGUUAUCCCCAAAGCUAACCUCUACUCUAACCCUAUCUUAAAAGGCAGUCUGAUAAGUCUCCUUUUGUUUCUCAGAAUGGACCUGCUUCUUUCAGGCUUUUGGGAAUUCUAUUCUUUUUCCCUAGAAUAUGAUAAUCAUAAUUAACAUGUCAAUGGCUUUCCUUCAUAUUAGAAAAAGUCCAAAGUCCUAAACUUGUCCUACAGGCCAGAAUAGGUAAAUCCAUAGAGACAGAAAACAGACUGGUGGUUGCCAGUGGUUUUGGGGAGGAAAGAAUAGGGAGUAAUUAUUUAAUCAAUAUAUUUUUUUUAAAUCUUGGGAUGAUGAAAAUGUUUUGGAACUAGAUAGAGGUGGUGGUUUCAUGACAUUGUGACUGUACUAAAUGCCACCGAAUUGUUCACUUUAAAGUGGUUAGUUUUAUGUUAUAUGAAUUUCGCCUCAAUAAAAAGAAGAAAAAUACCUUGCUCCCUGACAUCUAUGCAUCUCUGCGUGGGGUCACUUGUCCUAGGGAAUGUGGGAGAUCAAGAUUCGGCCACCCUGAAAUCUAUCUUUUUACCGUGGUUGUUUUCUCUAGGGACAUUUGACCUCCCCCACUA
Messenger RNA from Diceros bicornis minor, 2043 nucleotides. RefSeq names its product glycoprotein VI platelet (gene GP6). The record is from RefSeq and is a predicted model, not a curated record. The transcript is spliced from 7 exons. NCBI's taxonomy places the organism in Eukaryota, Metazoa, Chordata, Mammalia, Perissodactyla, Rhinocerotidae. The coding region runs from base 1 to 1053 and encodes 350 amino acids.